Messenger RNA from Bemisia tabaci, 1524 nucleotides. The record is from RefSeq and is a predicted model, not a curated record. Lineage: Eukaryota; Metazoa; Arthropoda; Insecta; Hemiptera; Aleyrodidae.
AUGUUGCGUGAUAGACUAGUACUUGGUUCAAAUGACAAAGACAUUAAAACCAAGUUAAUCAAGAAAGGGGAUCCAUCCCUGAGUGACGUGGUAACAACCCUACGAGCAGCUGAACUUGCAGGUACCCAGGUCAGAGAGAUCAUAUCACAGUCAACAACCGAUGUCUCCACAGUUGACUCAGUUAAAACCUCGUACCAACCUGAGCAAGAAACCUGCAAGAAGUGUGGCUACAAACACAGGACCCCAGACUAUUGUCCAGCCAACAACAAAACAUGUGCCAAAUGUCAAGGCCGAAAUCAUUUUGCCAAGGUAUGCCGCUCGAAACAAUCGAAGUAUCAACCAGAAAGACCAUCAAAGAAACAACCAAAAAAAGUGGACGAGGCCUGCAUGAACUCUAGUGAUGAAGAUUCUGAAGAAUACUUUUGUGGUUCAGUCACCCAUGAAGCACCGCCCGAAGUCACCCGAUCACAAGCAUGGAUGCAAACAGCAACCCUAGAAGACAGGAUGCAAGUCAACUUCAAACUUGAUCCGGGAGCAGACAUCAACAUUCUUCCAGUGCCAUUGUACUCUCAACUGAAAGAACUCGCUCCGCUAACAUUGCGCUGGUCCCCGUCGCGGGUACAAAGCUGGAACGGCUCCCAGACCCAAGUGAAAGGAACAGUAAUCCUAAAGAUUAAAAUUGGCAACCGUGCCUCAGAAGAAAAAUUUUAUGUUGCAGGUAAUGAACAAUCAAUUCCAAUUCUGUCUAGGGACACCUGUACCAAAUUUCAACUAGUUAAGCGCUUAUCUGUAGAUGAAAUUAUUUCCAAUGAGUCAAAAGACCCACAAUCAAUCUUAAAUUCCCAACUGCUAAAAGAAAAGGAAGCUAUUAUUUCAGAAUUCAAAGAUAGAUUUCAGGGCGUAGGUAGAAUUAAUAAAGAAUACUCAAUCAAACUUAAGCCCAACUCACUCCCCUCCUCAUAUCCACCCCACAGAGUACCAUUAAAAGUGCGACCCAAACUAGAAGAAGAACUGAAUAGACUCCUGUCAUUCGGAAUAAUUAGUAAAGUAGACAACCCGAAUUCCUGGGUGAAUAGGCUGGUAACCGUAGAAAAACCCAAUGGAGAUCUGAGAAUAUGCUUCGACCCAAAAGACCUUAAUGAAGCAAUUGUUAAAGAAUAUUGUUUAAUACCCACUCUAGAUGACUUUUCGUGUAAACUUAAAAGUGCAAAAAUUUUUUGUGUUCUGGACCUCAAAGAUUCAUUCUGGCACAUCCCACUAGAUGAAGCCAGCUCAAAUUUAUGCACCUUCUCAACAAUGUUUGGAACGUACAAGUUUUUAAGGCUCCCUUUUGGAGUAAAUGUUGCCUCAGAAGUCUGUCAAAAAUGCAAUAAUGAGAUAUUCGGAGGGAUAGAAAACGUGUUAAUAUGUAUUGACGACAUACUGAUCUAUGACACCUCAAAGGAAAAGGCCAAACAAACCCUGUUGAAAAUCUUAAAAACAGCCCGAGAGCAUGACAUCAGAUUCAAUGUAAAAAAGUUCUAA